GGGAACGCGGCGUCUCCCGCUUGGUGCACCUCACUUUCUCCAGCCGGGCAUGCGCCCCCAGAGCCCUUGGCCCCCCAGAGUCCGAGCCACCCCCUGGAUCCUCCCCGGAUUCUGCAGCGCGCAGCAUGGGAGCCCCCAGCCGCACGCUCCGGCGACGGCUGCUACUGCUGCUGCUGCUGCUGCUAAUGCUCGGCGUGUGUGGUGCCCGAGAGGUGCUGGUUCCUGAAGGACCCCUGUACCGCGUGGCGGGCACGGCCAUCUCCAUCUCCUGCAACGUCAGCCACUACGAGGGCCCCUCCCAGCAGGACUUCGAGUGGUUCCUUUACCGCCCCGAGGCUCCUGAGGCAGCGCUGGGCAUAAUCAGCACCCGGGACACCCGCUUCCCCUAUGCCGUAUUUGGGCCCCGAGUGGCAUCUGGUGAUAUUCAGGUGCAGCGGCUCCAGGGGGAUGCCGUGGUGCUUCGGAUAUCCCGCCUGCAGACCCAAGAUGCUGGCGUCUACGAAUGCUACACGCCUUCUACCGAUGCCCGGUACCUGGGCAGCUACAGUGGCAAGGUGGAACUGAGAGUCCUCCCGGACGUAUUGCAGGUGUCUGCCGCCCCUCCGGGGCCCCGAGGCCGCCAGGGCCCGUCCUCUCCUCCGCGCCUGCUAGUGCCAGAGGGCCAAGAACUGGCCCUGGGCUGUGUGGCUCGUACGAGCACGCGGGAGCACACGCACCUGGCGGUGUCCUUUGGACGUGCAGUGCCUGAGGCGCCCGUGGGAAGGGCCACGCUCCAGGAAGUGGCGGGCCUUCGGCCUGACCUGGCGGUGGAGGCCGGGGCGCCGUAUGCCGAGCGACUGACGGCCGGGGAGCUGCGGCUGAGCAAGGAAGGCGCCGAACGGUACCGGCUAGUGCUAGGGGGGGCGCAGCCGGAGGACGCCGGCACCUACCACUGCACGGCGGCCGAAUGGAUCCAAGACCCUGAUGGCAGCUGGGCCCAGAUUGGGGAAAAGCGGGCAGUGCUGGCCCACGUGGAUGUGCAGACCUUGGCCAGCCAGCUGGCCGUCGUUGUGGGCCCUGGCGAGCGGAGGGUAGGCCCCGGCGAGCCCUUCGAGCUGCUGUGUAACGUCUCGGGGGCCCUUCCCCCUCCGGGACCGCAUGCCGCCUACUCUGUGGGCUGGGAGAUGGCCCCCGCGGGGGCCCCUGGGCCUGGCCACUUGGUGGCCCAGUUGGACACGGAGGGUAUCGGCAGCCUGGGUCCCGGAUACGAGGAGCGGCAUAUUUCCAUGGAAAAGGUGGCCCCCAUUACCUACCGCCUGCGGCUGGAGGCAGCGAGGCCCGGGGAUGCUGGCACGUACCGUUGCCUGGCCCGAGCCUACGUGCGGGGACCGGGGGCCCGGCUUCGGGAAGCUGCCAGUGUUCGUUCUCGGCCUCUCCCUGUGCACGUGAGGGAAGAAGGUGUGGUGCUGGAAGCGGUGGCGUGGCUGGCAGGGGGCAUAGUGUACCGGGGAGAGACAGCCUCGCUGUUCUGCAACAUUUCUGUGAGAGGGGGACCCCCAGGACUACGGCUGGCCAAUAGCUGGUGGGUGGAGUGGUCAGGGGACUCCGGCUUGGUCCAACCCGCUCCCCAGCUGGUCGGUGGCAUGGGCUGGGACGGUGUGGCAGAGCUGGGGAUCCGGCCAGGGGGGGGUGCGGUCAGCGUGGAGCAGGUGGGGCCUCGAAGCCACCGACUGAGACUCCACGACCUGGGGCCGCAGGAUGAGGGAGUCUACCACUGUGCCCCCAGCGCCUGGGUGCAGCACGCUGACUACAGCUGGUACCAAGCAGGCAGUGCCCGCUCCGAGGCCAUCACCGUCUACCCCUACACACGCCCCCUGGACACUCUGUUUGUGCCCCUUCUAGUGGGCACAGGGGUUGCCCUGAUCACUGGCAUUACUAUCCUUAGCACUGUUACUUGUUGCUUCAUGAAGAGACUGAGGAAGCGGUGAAUCCUAACCCCAUCAUGGUACAAGCUGUCUUCCAGCCCAACAUUGGCUUACCUGGAUUUCUCUGCCCUACACUCCCAACCUGGCCUUUCUGUCUCCUGCCCUUUUUAUUUAUUUUAUUUGGGGGGACCAGGAUUUCCUCCUCUGCUCUGUCAGGCUGGGAGAUUCUUCAAAGCCGCAGGCACGGCCCCAAUCCUUCUACUUACCUCAAGUGGAGAUCAGUGCCCUACAAUCCUGGCUCUCUUAUCUGUCCUUUCCUUCUUUCUGUGGGCAUGCCCUUACCCCUUACCCCAAAAUUGGUUUUUCUAAAAUGUUAAUAAAGUUUUUUUAAUAAAAUAAAACCAGACAGGUCCUAU
Messenger RNA from Gracilinanus agilis (Agile Gracile Mouse Opossum), 2320 nucleotides. RefSeq names its product immunoglobulin superfamily member 8 (gene IGSF8). The transcript is spliced from 7 exons. Bases 126 to 1967 code for a protein of 613 amino acids. NCBI's taxonomy places the organism in Eukaryota, Metazoa, Chordata, Mammalia, Didelphimorphia, Didelphidae. The record is from RefSeq and is a predicted model, not a curated record.